Williopsis jadinii is the source of this 2950-nucleotide messenger RNA. RefSeq names its product GTPase-activating protein MDR1 (gene MDR1). Lineage: Eukaryota; Fungi; Ascomycota; Saccharomycetes; Phaffomycetales; Wickerhamomycetaceae. The transcript has a single exon. Bases 102 to 2888 code for a protein of 928 amino acids. The record is from RefSeq and is a predicted model, not a curated record.
UUCAUAGCCCCUUCUCGCUCCUUUCAAAGUGUGAAACUAUCAAUUGGGCCGGGAAAGAGCUGAGAACAAGAGGGUCUUACACAGGAUAGACGAGUUUAUCGAUGUCCUUCUUCAACCAACUACGCGAGAAGGCAUCCCAGCUUUCCUUAUUCGAUAAGGCAGAGGCGGACAGGAAGCCUACGAGAGAUGAGCUGUUCCGAGACGAGUUCAAACUGCCGGAAUGCGAGACCAUUGUUGAUGAGAGUAAUGCCGAGCUGUUGAUAGUUGCGGUGAAGAGUGACGGCACAAGUGCCAGAGACCAAAGCCAUGACGAAGGUCCCGUAGUGUACCCGGGGAAGCUUUACCUGACACAACACUUUCUAGUGUUCAAGGAUUCCAUUGACAAAAGAAGCUGCUCAUUGACACUCAACCUAUCUACUGUAAAGAAGGUCGAGCGUAUCCCUUCAAAGGCUUUCAUAUUUGCGUUGUCUAUCUUGACAAGCUCUGGUACCAAAGUGUUGAUCCAGUUCAUCGGAAUUAGAUCAAAGUCAGAGGAGUUCUCUCAAAAGCUCAAGUCUCAGCUGAAGCAUAACAUCCCCAAUACGAAGAAGCUUGAACCGUUUCUACGCACUUUAUAUUCCGAGUUCAUUAUCAGGAAGAACGAGCCUGGCGUUGACAAGAGCAGUGUGAAGGCCCCGGAAGGUGGAUUGGGCCUGCUAUUCAAGUUCCCUGGUGACCCGAAGAAGUUGAAAGACAAGUCAAAGUUGAGGCUUUGGUACGACUAUUUCAGAUGUAAUGGAAGAAAUCUAACACUUUCAAAGCAAAAGAUGUUCCAAAAGCUCAUUCGUGUUGGAUUACCGAACAGACUAAGGGGUGAAAUGUGGGAAUUGACCUCUGGUGCAAUGUACUUGAGAUUCCAAGAGCUGGGCACAUACCAGAGGAUAUUGGAUAGCCACAGAGAUCAGAGGUCUGUGGCAAUUGAAGAAAUUGAAAAGGACCUGUACCGUUCGUUACCUGAAUACUCGGCUUAUCAGUCAGAAGAUGGUAUCAACAGAUUACGUCGCGUAUUGACAGCGUACUCAUGGAAGAACCCUGAUCUAGGGUAUUGUCAGGCAAUGAACAUCGUUGCUGCUGCGUUACUCAUAUUCCAAACAGAGGAACAGGCAUUCUGGACUCUCUCAAUUUUGUGUGAAAAGUAUGUCCCUGGUUAUUACUCAACAACCAUGUAUGGUACUCUCCUGGAUCAAAAGGUGUUUGAAGCACUUGUUGAGAAAACGAUGCCGAUUCUCUGGACACACAUCUCGAAGAACGAUAUUCAACUCUCAGUGGUUUCACUGCCGUGGUUCCUGUCCUUAUUUCUGAGUUCAAUGCCAUUGGUGUUUGCGUUUAGAAUCAUUGAUAUCUUCUUCCUUCAUGGACCAAAGACUCUUUUCCAAGUGGCACUGGCAAUUUUGAGAAUUAACGGAGAGGAGCUCUUGGAAAUAGACGACGAUGGAAUGUUUAUUUCUGUGAUUAAAGAGUACUUUUCUCAAUUGGAUGAUUCUGCUCAUCCAAAUUCACCAGAUCCGAAGUUUAGACAACUCACAAAGUUUCAAGAGCUGCUUAUUGUUGCCUUCAAGGAGUUCUCCGUUGUUACGGAUGACAUGAUUUCCAAAGAGCGUAAUAAACACAAACCAGCCAUAAUGAAGAACAUUGAAAACUUCAUGAAGAGAACCCAGUUGCGUAACUUACCGAGAACCCACCACUUAACACAGGACCACUUGUCGAAUAUUUAUGACCGUUUCUACGAAUCGAUCCAAUCUAAGAAAAUGAGUCUUGGAACAGGCAAAUCUUCAAUGGACUUUGAAACUAUGAGACAGUUUCUGUCGGGGUUCUGUGACUGGAUACUCCCUGAUGACGAAUUCAAGUACCAUGAUGGUGAUUUCUUACAUCGUCUCUUUAGAGCUUGGGAUAAGUCUGGUCAGAACGAACUCAGCCUUACCGACGUUGUUGUUGGAUUGGAUAAAUUGGUUAACCGUAAUCUGAUGGAGUCCAUUUCAAACUUUUUCGGAAUAUAUGACCCAGAAGGCACCGGUGAGAUUGACAGAGAGGGCAUUCUACAAGUUUCUGAAGGGUUACUAUAUAUCACAAAACCCCUUCAAGAUGGUAAGAUUUUAGACCAGAUAACCACCAAUUCUAUUGAGUCCUAUGUUGCAGACAAGGUACUGGAGCUACAGACAUCUCCAGACGACAUUGUACUCCCAUCUGAGGUGAACAUUGAUAAGGAGAAAUUCCAACGUGAGCAAGGUGAACGUUACCUGUCAGCAGCAUCCAAUUUCAUCCAGCGUGCGUUUGAAUAUGCGCAACCGGUUGAAGAGCCAAUGUUGAUCGAUCUUCCAUCUUCGAAAGAUACAGAGAAGUUGAAGGCAAACUUGGCUCUCGACCCUACCCACCCAUUAACCUUGAACGUUCCAACUUUCCGCAUGGUGAUUCUGGCUGAUGAAUCUUAUGAACUGUUGUUCUCUAAGACAUUGGCAGAUACCAUCCAUGUUGAUCGUUCAAUAACGGUCACAAACAAGAAUGGUGUUCUUCGUGAUAUGUUUGAUGGACUCAUCGCAGAUGGACGUCGUGUUGCAUCACAUGUCCGUCGUCGUAUGGAUUCCACUGCUACAACCAGUGCAACCUCUGUUACAUCUGGAUCCUCAAGGAGUAGAACAGCUGUUGUAUCAGCAGAUGAGGACGAUGACGAUUUCGAUCCGCACGCGGAUGAUGGCGAUCUGAUGGAUAACGUUGAAUUGAGUGCUCUUGGGGACGUUCCUAUUGGCGGACUUUCCGACAAGGAAGCGCAAAGAGGCGAAGAUUUAAAGGUUCUCCACGAGCAAAGUAAUUAUACAAAGGAUACAGACCAGCUCAUCGAAUUCGAGCAUUAAUGAUAAGCACACAUCACAAUUUAAGAUACAUUAUAUUAUGGUACGUAGUUGAUACCUUAGAA